This is a messenger RNA of Debaryomyces fabryi, 1095 nucleotides long. RefSeq names its product Pdr17p (gene PDR17). The coding region runs from base 1 to 1095 and encodes 364 amino acids. Lineage: Eukaryota; Fungi; Ascomycota; Pichiomycetes; Serinales; Debaryomycetaceae. The record is from RefSeq and is a predicted model, not a curated record. Gene Ontology annotation, molecular function: phosphatidylinositol transfer activity. The transcript has a single exon.
AUGAAUAUAUUUAGAAGGAAAGAUGCUAGCACAUCGAGUCUCUCGACUUCAACUAGCGAAGCUGUUUCAGUUUCGUCUAAAUCAAGCUCUGCUAGUACAACAACUUCAAAAAAAGGUGCAAAGUUGAUAAAAUGCCACACACCCUUUGAUAAACCUGUCAACCCUAUUAAACCUCCGUCAUUUGAUUUAUCAGAAGAGGAACAGAAGAAAUACGAUCAAGUUUUAAAGCACUUUCAAGAGCAUGUCAAAAAGGAGUUACCAGUAAAUGAUCAAGCAGGUGCUGCAAAGCAUGUGGUACUCGAUGAGGAGGUAGCUUGGUUGACUAAGGAAUGCUUCUUACGUUAUUUACGUGCUUCCAAGUGGAAGUUAGAAACUGCUAUCAAGCGUAUUGAAGAGACUCUUGUUUGGCGUAGGACUUUCGGAGUUGUAGAUAUUCCUGAGCAUACCGAUCCGAAAAUACUUAUUACACCGGAAUUAGUGGAAGAAGAAAAUGUCACUGGUAAAAACCUUAUAGUGGGUUAUGAUAAUGAUAAUAGACCUUGUCUCUAUCUUAGAAAUGGUUAUCAAAAUACUCCGCCAUCCAUAAAGCAGGUUCAGCAUUUAGUGUUCAUGUUAGAAAGAGUUAUUCAAUUUAUGCCUCCAGGACAAGACACGUUAGCUCUAUUGAUUGAUUUCAAAGCUGCACCAGCCCACUUGAAUCUCUCGUCUAAAUUCCCAUCAUUAUCUAUAUCAAAGCAAGUAUUGAACAUUUUGCAAGGUCAUUAUCCGGAAAGAUUAGGGAAAGGUUUAUUCACCAAUAUACCUUGGAUUGGUUACACAUUUUUCAAGGUUGUGGGACCAUUCAUAGACCCAUACACGAGGCUGAAAACUAUUUACGAUCAACCAUUUGAGAAUUUUGUUCCUAAAGAACAAUUGGACAAAGAGUUCAAUGGAAACUUGGAUUUUGAGUAUAUCCACGAUGUUUACUGGAAAGAGAUGAAUACGAUGGCUGAAAGAAAACGUGAGAAUUAUAUCAAGAAUUUUCAUCGAUUAGGUGCAAAAGUCGGUUUGAGUGAAUACGACUUAAGGCUAAUUCAUGAUACUGAUUCACAGUAG